UUUGGUUGUCAACAUUGAUAGAUGAUAUGCUGUUGUGUACGAAUAAAUUGUUUAUCUAAUCACAAACUUGUCAAUAAAAUCCUUUCUUACACUCAUCAAGAAGAGGAAUAAUUAAUAAGAUAAUUAAAGUCAAACAGAUAGAUGCAUAGUCAUUCACAGAAUCAAGAUGUUAGUGUUAGUCUAUUUGUUUGGAACUCUUACACAAGUUUUUGGCUUUUACGCCAAAUGGGGAGUAUGGAAUCCGAUAGUACCUGGUUGGUACCCUGGAGGUAAAGGGUGGAUCCCUCCUUUCAACGGAUUUGCAGGAGUCAGUGACGGUUGGCCUGGCAAACCUAAAAGCAUACUAGAUCUUGCCUCGCUCGUGUUGCCCUCGUCAUGUGGUCAAAGAUACAUAUCUACAUUGUCCACAGCGACAGGAGAACCGUUAACAGAAUCUAGGGUUUUUAUUGUUGGAGGAAGAGAGGCGAUUCCAAAUUCCUGGCCUUGGCAGGUCUCCAUUAAAAAAAAUGGCGGCCACUGGUGCGGCGGAUCUCUCAUUAACAACCAGUGGGUACUAACAUCCGCGCACUGCAACUUUACCGAUUCCAGUGACAACUUCAUUGAAAGAGUUAUACUUGGGGAGCAUGAUUUGACAAGAAGAAGUGGUAGAGAAGUGGUCAGAUCUGCGAUAAUCUUCAGAUAUCCCAACUACCCUGGCAGACUAUCUUAUGUGAACGAUAUCGCUUUAUUGAAGUUGUCAUAUCCAGUGAAAUUCAACAUGUUCAUCUACCCAAUCUGCUUACCUUACCCCGGUACCGUGUUUACACCAGCAGACGACUGCUGGGCGACAGGAUGGGGUGAAACCAGAGGCACUGGAGAAGCUACAAGACUGAAUGAGAUACGGUUGCCGGUUACUAGCAAUGCUGAAUGUGCGAUCGGACGAAGACCUUAUCAUAUAUUAAACACUCAUAUCUGCGGUGGAACUGGAGCUACAGGCGUCUGUUUUGGAGAUUCUGGUGGUCCUUAUUCAUGUCUAAGAAGGGGUCAGUAUCAAUGGGAGCUUGCUGGGAUUCCGGCAUUGACAACGUGGACCUGUAUGUCCGAAGGAGAGCCGAAUGUAUUUACAAGAGUCUCGGAAUUCAUGCACUGGAUUGUACAUACUAUCUUACAAAAUAUGUAGAACCCGUCUGAAUGCCUGCAGGUUGUCGAGUAAUUAACAAAAAAGAAUCUUAAAAAGAUAUUUGUCGUAAUUGUGGUUUGAUUUAUAUACAUCAGAAACAGAUCUGCUUCGGACGUUACAUAUUUGCAACCCAUACCAACCUCCUGCAAAAUCUCGAAUUUCCAUCUGGCAUAAAAUACAUAACUUGCAACGAGAAGAAAUUGAAACAUGCAAUAAAGUGAAACAUGUUUUGUUUUUUUUCAAAUAAAACCUUCAAGAUAAAAUCAUGAGAAUUACA
Messenger RNA from Mercenaria mercenaria, 1436 nucleotides. RefSeq names its product chymotrypsin B-like. NCBI's taxonomy places the organism in Eukaryota, Metazoa, Mollusca, Bivalvia, Venerida, Veneridae. Gene Ontology annotation, biological process: proteolysis. Gene Ontology annotation, molecular function: serine-type endopeptidase activity. The transcript has 6 exons. The record is from RefSeq and is a predicted model, not a curated record. The coding region runs from base 167 to 1159 and encodes 330 amino acids.